Molecule: messenger RNA, 306 nt
Organism: Symbiodinium sp. CCMP2592
Lineage: Eukaryota; Dinophyceae; Suessiales; Symbiodiniaceae
Source: the annotation of a GenBank genome assembly
AUGAAAUACGGGACAUUCAAGGAGAGGGAGAGGAGCGCGUCAGAAGUUGAUCGAUACCGCCGAAGGGAAGCCGGCGAUGAGGACGAAUUCCCGUGGCUCAUGAUGAUUCUCUUCUUAUUGACGCUCGGUGCUUAUGCCUUCGUGAUGUACGGCUGCUGGGACACCUCCCAGCGCAUUGAGGUGCUUGCCACAAGGUCAGAGAACGCACUCAUGGUCACGGCGACCGUCAGCGAUGCGAUGGGAGGCUUGGUGACCAGCACAGCGCACCAAGGCGAGGAGGCGCGGCAUCUGCAGCUCUAUGUGUGA